UCGCUCUCUUACACUCAUUUUUUAUUUAAUUCAGUUCUUGUAAUAUAUAGAGUCAUGGUUUCUGUGGAUCUAAUUCGGACUGUCGUUGGAAUCGCUGGCAACGUUAUCGCAUUAGGCCUCUUCUUAUCCCCAUUGCCAAUAUUUAUCAGGAUAUGGAAGAAUAAAUCUGUGGAGGAAUUCUCAGUUAUACCAUAUGCAGCCACACUUCUAAAUUGCAUGCUAUGGAUGGUCUUUGGGUUACCCCUUGUGCACCCAAAUAGCACGCUUGUUCUUUCCAUCAAUAGUGUUGGAACCUUAAUUGAAGUUUGUUAUGUCAUCCUCUACCUUGUAUUCUCUACUGGGACAAAGCGGACUAAGGCAUUAUUGCUCUUCCUUGGAGACUUGACCUUUGUUGCCAUCGUAGUUGUCGUGGUUCUGACAUGCUUCCACACACAUGAUCGCCGCUCCCUCAUCGUUGGUAUCCUAUGUGUCAUUUUUUGCAUCAUGAUGUAUCUCGCACCGCUCUCUGUUAUGAAAAUGGUGAUACAAACAAAGAGUGUGGAAUACAUGCCACUCUCCAUAUCUGUUGCAUCAUUCUUUAAUGGACUUUGCUGGACUACCUAUGCCCUCAUUCGCUUUGAUAUUUAUAUUACGAUUCCGAAUAGUUUGGGCCUGCUGUUUUCCAUAACCCAGUUACUGUUGCAUGCCAUAUACUACAAAUCAACCAAAAGACAAAUUGCAGAAAAAAAGAUGAAAGGAGAAGUUGGUCUCGCGGAAGUGGUUGUCAAUGACAACGCGAUGCCGCCUUCGGUAGAAGCCUCUCAUAAAGUUGCAGCAAAUGAUAGUGAAUGAACAUAAGAAAAAAAGAAAGUAAAUAUAAAAAAAAAUUAUG
Molecule: messenger RNA, 871 nt
Organism: Phalaenopsis equestris
Lineage: Eukaryota; Viridiplantae; Streptophyta; Magnoliopsida; Asparagales; Orchidaceae
Product: bidirectional sugar transporter SWEET4-like
Exons: 4
Coding region: 55-831 (258 amino acids)
Biological process (GO): carbohydrate transport
Cellular component (GO): membrane
Molecular function (GO): sugar transmembrane transporter activity
Source: RefSeq, a predicted model, not a curated record